Molecule: messenger RNA, 1359 nt
Organism: Mus pahari (shrew mouse)
Lineage: Eukaryota; Metazoa; Chordata; Mammalia; Rodentia; Muridae
Product: pancreatic alpha-amylase-like
Exons: 9
Coding region: 1-1359 (452 amino acids)
Biological process (GO): carbohydrate metabolic process
Molecular function (GO): cation binding; alpha-amylase activity
Source: RefSeq, a predicted model, not a curated record
AUGGCUUAUAGCCUGGGAGUUCUGGUGGUGGUGGUGGUCUCUCCACCCAAUGAAAAUAUUGUAGUUCAUAAUCCAUCAAGGCCUUGGUGGGAAAGAUACCAACCAAUCAGCUACAAAAUUUGUACAAGAUCUGGAAAUGAAGAUGAGUUCAGAGACAUGGUAACAAGAUGCAACAAUGUUGGUGUCCGUAUUUAUGUGGAUGCUGUCAUUAAUCACAUGUGUGGCUCUGGCGGUGGUGCAGGAACAAGCAGUACCUGUGGAAGUUACUACAAUGCUAAUAACAGGGAAUUCCCAGCUGUUCCAUACUCUGCUUGGGAUUUUAAUGAUAAUAAAUGUAAUAAAGAAAUUCAUAACUACCAAAAUGCUGAAGAGGUCAGAAAUUGUCGUCUAUCUGGUCUUCUGGAUCUUGCACUUGAUAAAGAUUAUGUUCGGUCCAAGGUGGCUGACUAUAUGAACCAUUUAAUUGACAUUGGUGUAGCAGGUUUCAGACUUGAUGCUGCUAAGCACAUGUGGCCUGGAGACAUAAAGGCAGUUUUGAACAAACUCCGUAAUCUAAAUACAAAGUGGUUCCCUCAAGGAAGCAGACCUUUCAUUUUUCAAGAGGUAGAAUAUUUUCUUUUUAUUAUUUUUGAGAUUAACUUUAAUUACAAUGUUUCUCCUUUCCCUUUUGGACCUCCAAAUAAUUCCAUAUUCUCCUUCAAGAACUGGGGAGAAGGUUGGGGUUUGGUGCCUUCUGACAGAGCCCUUGUAUUUGUGGACAACCAUGACAAUCAGCGAGGACAUGGUGCUGGAGGUUCAUCCAUUCUGACAUUCUGGGAUGCUAGAAUGUAUAAAAUGGCUGUUGGAUUUAUGUUGGCUCAUCCUUAUGGAUUCACAAGAGUAAUGUCAAGUUACCGUUGGAACAGAAAUUUCCAGAAUGGAAAAGAUCAGAAUGACUGGAUUGGACCACCUAAUAUCAAUGGAGCCACCAAAGAAGUGACCAUUAAUCCAGACACCACUUGUGGCAAUGACUGGGUCUGUGAACAUAGAUGGCGUCAAAUCAGGAACAUGGUUGCUUUCCGGAAUGUAGUCAAUGGCCAGCCUUUUGCAAACUGGUGGGAUAAUGGCAGCAACCAAGUAGCCUUUGGGAGAGGAAACAGAGGAUUCAUUGUCUUUAACAAUGAUGACUGGGCUUUGUCAACCACUUUACAGACCGGUCUUCCUGCUGGCACAUACUGUGAUGUCAUUUCUGGAGAUAAGGUCGAUGGCAAUUGCACUGGACUUAGAGUAAAUGUUGGCAGUGAUGGAAAAGCUCACUUUUCCAUUAGUAACUCUGCUGAAGACCCAUUCAUUGCAAUCCAUGCUGACUCAAAACUGUAA